Cottoperca gobio is the source of this 1871-nucleotide messenger RNA. It is a transcript of the gene leprot, whose product is annotated as leptin receptor overlapping transcript. The record is from RefSeq and is a predicted model, not a curated record. NCBI's taxonomy places the organism in Eukaryota, Metazoa, Chordata, Actinopteri, Perciformes, Bovichtidae. The coding region runs from base 122 to 514 and encodes 130 amino acids. Gene Ontology annotation, cellular component: endosome. Gene Ontology annotation, biological process: late endosome to vacuole transport via multivesicular body sorting pathway; negative regulation of growth hormone receptor signaling pathway. The transcript has 4 exons.
GACGGUCACGUGAUGACACAGAAGGAAACCCAGGAAGUCCGUCGAACAAGAGUCUGAGCACAUAAACAAUACACAAAGAGCAGAGCUAAAGUCAAAGAGAAAGUUUCACACGUUUAUCGCAAUGGCCGGCAUUAAAGCACUGGUUGCUUUGUCCUUCAGUGGGGCCAUUGGACUCACAUUUCUUCUUCUGGGCUGCGCACUGGAACAGUACGGGGUAUACUGGCCGCUGUUUGUCCUGAUUUUCUACAUAUUAAGCCCCAUCCCGACCUUCAUAUCCAGACGCCUCAGUGAUGAUGACUCCUCCAGCAAUGCAUGCAGAGAGCUGGCCUACUUCUUAACAACCGGCAUCGUGGUAUCAUCUUUUGGGCUCCCCAUUGUGCUCGCUCGCACUACCACAAUCCAGUGGGGUGCUUGCGGUCUGGUGAUGACAGGAAACGCUGUCAUCUUCCUCACCAUCCUUGGCUUCUUUGUCGUGUUCGGAGGUGGGGACGACUUCAGCUGGGAGCAGUGGUAGUACCUUCAGACAGUGGACAGACCGAAGCAGGGACAGACGGAUGGAUGGGUAGGUGGGUAGGUGGGUAGUUGAAUGGAUAGACUGCAGACUGAGGGGCCCAUGUGUCCUGCACUCAAUGUGCACAGUGUGGGCUGCAAAAUGUCUAAUUCACUGGGCAUCUUUUCAGGCCGACUUUUAUAUUAAAGGGUAUUUGGGUUGGAGACAACACUAUGUACCCUAUUAAUGUGCCUUAUGUCUGGGACCGUGGAGACGCGGAGGCCUAUCCACCCUAACCCAUGUACUUUAGCUUGUCUCGCCUUUGUUUCAACCCCCAAAUCACCCUGCUCAUUGCAGCUUCCUGCUAUUUUGUUAUGCUUCAGUUAAUCAAUAUCAUAAAGGGAUCCUAAAGAAUAACUCUAUUGUAAUGUACACUGCAUUACCUAGGGCAGGGGGGGUAAUGUUAUCCUAAUCCAUGCUAUCUGACGACUAGUUGUAGGAUUCCUAAUCAGGUAAAGAUUUAUUUGUAUGGCGAUGAUGUUGUUGUUCUUUUUCAUUUUUGCUACAAGCCUUUCUUUCUGUUCUGGUGCAAUUGUUUACAUUCUCACCAAAGAUCAUUUUAGAGUGCAAAAGUGGAGUGUAUUCACCUCCUGAACUGUGGAUUUUCAUCCGUGCUAUGCAGCAAUAUGAUCCUCCAAAGCAAGCGAAGCCAUUUUUGAGAAGGCGCUGUUUAGUGAAAAUCAUACAUCUAAGUGUGUGUGUUCAAUUAUUGUGUUAACAGGCCAGAGAAAGCCACCACAUCCAUUUUAUAUUCCUGCAGACGACAAAGAAGUUCAUACUAUUGACAAGAGCAUGAUAUUAAUUUGUGUAUGAUAUUGUUACAUGUUGAAUGGUAAAUAUGAGAGAUGUAUGAUUUUAGGCCAAGUGCUUUUGUCCUAAAGGAGAGAGCUUUACCUGCAAACUCAUUCACAAGUGCCUGUCAUCCACAGUGUAUAUUUUGUUUGAUAGAGAAACCACUGUGAUUCGGUUUUAGUGUUUCAUCAUCAGGGGCCAUUGAAAUUUGUAACUGUAAAUCAAUAUUACAUCCUCAUGUUCUAUUUCAUCAUUGUCGGACUGUUAAUGACAUUCUGAGGUUUGUAUGAUUAUUAAAAGUAGUUAGUGUCUGUCCUGUAUACGUUCUGAUUUCCUGAUUCCUUAACUGCUUUUCAAUGGAAAUAUUAUACUGUAUGUCUCACAACUGACAUAAAGAAAGCUUGUUCUUUCUAUUGUGACUCCCACACCCACACUAACGAGCGCUGAAGAGCUCUGAGGUUAUUUUAUAAGCUCCUGACUGCAUUUUGUGUUCUAACAUUGAAUAAAACUCUCUGUAUAGUGAAACUAA